AUGGAGACCAGUCUGGGCUUUUUUCCUGGCUCACAAUUUACUCUUUCUACCUGGCUUAUUCUAUCAUCCUUAUAUUUUAUUCCAUAUGCAAAGGCAGAUAUAACUUGCGCAACAUGCGUGUCGCCAAUGCAAAUGUACAAUGGAGGAAAUGUGUAUUUGCGCGACCCGCCCGAUUUGGGGAAAAAUCUACGACAGGAUCAAAAGAAACCCAAAAUGACAACAGAUCUUUACCCGAAUAUUGGAGUACCCGAUGGAAGCGCGGUGGAUGAUUUUCCUGAAUGGGAAAGGGACGCGAACGCAGAGGAGCUAAAUUCCCGUGCGCCUGUGGAGAACUUCACUGAGUCCGCUUUGGACGAAGAAUUCUUUUCGGAUGAAUAUAUGGGAAGUGAAUCCGACGUAAAUCAAAAGUACGCCGCUUUAAGGAGAGUCCAAAGAAGCGUUCCGGAGCAGCCCGAGUUUGUGGAGAGCGCACAGAGGAGCGGUGAUGCCCGCUCGGAGGAGCAGAGAAAGAGCACUGUUCUGCGACUGGACAGGCAGAGUAAACGUGCCGAAGUUCGCUGGAACAGAGAUGACGAGGAGGAUGAUGGCAAAGUAUCGGAUUCCAGACCAGACGAACCCAAACUGGCCAGCAGCACUUUUGCACUGGCUGGAGACUCCGCGCACAACCACGCAGUCGUUUACUGGUCCGGCAAGAACAGCAGCGUGAUUCUGAUCCUCACCAAGCUGUAUGACUUUCACCUUGGCAGUGUUACAGAAAGCACUCUAUGGAGAUCAACAGAUUAUGGAAGCACAUAUGAGAGACUGAAUGAUAAAGUGGGAGUCAAGAUCGUUCUGAGUUACCUCUAUGUAUGCCCUACCAACAAGAGAAAGAUAAUGGUGCUGACUGACCCAGAGUUUGAAAGCAGUGUUCUCAUCAGUUCAGAUGAAGGUGCAAGUUACCAGAAAUACCGCUUGAGUUUCUACAUCUUAAGUCUUCUCUUCCAUCACACACAAGAGGAUUGGGCAUUGGCCUACAGCCACGACCAGAAGCUAUACAGCUCAUUUGACUUUGGUCGAAAGUGGCAGCUAGUUCACGAGCGAGUGACUCCGAACCGCUUCUACUGGUCAGUAACAGGUCUGGACAAGGAAUUAGAUCUUGUGCACAUGGAAGCCCACACUCCUGAUGGCCACUGCCAGUAUGUGAUAUGCAGGGCUCAAGCCUGUUCUGAAUCCAGUAAGACAUAUCCAUUCCCCAGCUAUAUUGAGACCAACUCACUUGUGGUUCAGGAUGAAUACAUGUUCGUGCAGGUAACGACAUCUGGUCGAGCGAGUUACUAUGUAUCCUAUCAAAGGGAACCUUUUGUACGCAUUAAAAUUCCUAAGUACUCCUUGCCUAAGGACAUGCAUAUUGUAAGCACGGAUCAGGGCCAGGUUUUCGCCGCUGUCCAGGAGUGGAACCAGAAUGACACCUAUAACCUGUACAUAUCUGAUACGUGCGGGGUGUACUUCACCUUGGCCCUGGAGAACAUCAGGACAAGCCGUGGCCUCAGUGGCAACAGCAUGAUCGACCUUUACGAGGUAGCAGGGAUUGAAGGUAUGCUCAUCGCUAAUAGGAAGGUGGACAACCAGGUAAAGACGUACAUCACUUACAAUAAGGGCCACGACUGGAGGCUUCUGCAGGCGCCCAAUACGGACCUGGCAGGAAAUCAGAUUCAUUGUGUCCUGCCAUUCUGUUCCCUACACCUACAACUGCAGAUGUCGGAGAAUCCAUACCUUUCAGGCUCUAUAUUCACAAAGAGCUCGGCACCUGGAAUCAUAGUGGCUACAGGAAAUAUUGGCUCCGAACUGUCUUAUAACAAUGUGGCGAUGUUCAUUUCAUCAGAUGCAGGAAAUAACUGGAGACAGAUUUUUGAGGAAGAGCACAACGUCUGGUUUUUGGACAAAGGUGGAGCUUUGAUUGCAGUUAAACAGCCCACAAUUCCCACUAGACAUCUUUGGAUCAGCUUUGAUGAAGGUCGUCAGUGGAUGCGCCACAGUUUCUCUGCCAUGCCGCUGUUUGUGGAUGGUGUUCUGGUGGAGGAAGGCGCAGAAAACCAGAUCAUGACGUUUUUUGGACACUUCAGCCAUCGGUCUGAAUGGCAGCUGAUCAAAAUUAAUUACAAGUCCAUAUUCACCAAAAGGUGCACAGAUGGAGACUACCAAACCUGGCACCUGCAUAACCAGGGUGAGCCAUGCAUAAUGGGUCAGAAGCAGAUCUACAUGAAACGUCGUCCAGGUAACUACUGUAUGGUGGGUUGGGACAGCUCCAGAAUCCUGUCUGCAGAACCCUGCAUCUGCAGAGCACAUGACUUUGAGUGUGAUUAUGGUUUUGAAAGACGAGGGGAUGGAAACUGUCUACCGGCAUUUUGGUUCAACCCCUCAUCUGUGUCUAAAAGCUGCAUCCAAGGACAAAACUACAUCAACAGCACAGGGUAUCGUAAAGUGGUAGCGAACAACUGCACCAAGGGAGUUAAAGAGAUGUAUACUGCCAGGAAGCAGCAGUGCCCGAAACGCCCACCGCGAGGUUUAGUCCUGACGACUCGUGACGACAAACUCACCACCAAAUUAGGCAGCAAUGUCACCUUCCUGGUGCGACUAGAAGAGGGGGACUCCAUGAGGACAAACAUUCAGCUGGACUUUGGAGAUGGCACAGCGGUUUCCUAUUCGAACCUAAGCUGGACGCAAGAGGGCAUCAGACAUAUGUACCGCAGUGCUGGUAUUUUCAGAGUAUCAGCGAUGGCGGAGAACAGCCUCGGGUUCGACGUGUCUUCACUCUACCUGCAUGUGACAUGCCCAGUGGAGCAUAUUCAGCUUUUGGCACCAUAUGUGGUCAUUAAGAAUAAGGAGGUGAACCUGACGGCAGUGGUCUGGCCUUCUCACUUCAGAACGCUCACCUACUUCUGGUGGCUGGGGAACAACACGGAGCCGAUUAUCACGCUGGACAGCAGCAUCUCCUACACGUUUAGCACUGAGGGUAUGAUCACCAUAACAGUUCAGGUCUCGUCAAGUGACUCCAUACUACAAGACACCAGAACCAUCGCAGUACAAGAAUUCUUCAAAUCACUUCUUUUAUCCUUCUCACCUAAUCUGGAUGAGGCCAACCCCGACAUGCCUGAAUGGAGACAGGAUGUUGGUCGGGUAAUUAAGAAGGCUGUUCUCCAAGUUGCUGAUGUUCCAGAGGAACAGCUGCUGGUCGCCGUGUUUCCUGGAAUUCCAACUGCUGCCGAACUCUUCCUGCUUCCUCCCAGGAACCAAUCAGAUGGCAGGAAAAGGAGCGAGGAGAAUCUAGAGCAGAUUUCAGAAAUCCUGGUCAGCUCAUUGAAUCAGAUCUCAGUGGAGUUUGAGUUAAAACCAGGCUCUCGGAUUAUUGUUUACAUCACACAAUUAACUUUAGCUCCUCUGGUUGACUCCAUCCCGAAACACAGCAGUUCUGCUAUGCUGAUGCUUCUAUCGGUUGUGUUUUUGGGUUUAGCUGUAUUCCUUAUCUACAAAUUUAAGAGAAAAAUCCCCUGGAUUAACAUCUAUGCGGAGGUGAACCAUGAGAAAGAGCAGGAGAUGAUUAAUACGGUGGGGCAAAAUGACACCACACCUAAAAUCGCCCUGAGUGAGUUCUCCACACAGAAAGAGCUGAUGGAGAAAGAGCUGGAAACCCGCGCCAAACGAGGAGUGAUCAACAUCAGUGAAAGCACAAGGGAGAUCCCAAAUUGUACGAGUGUCUGAAAAAGUCAGGACAAUGUGGUGGUGUAAUGUAAUAAUGUGUACAGAGGUAUCACAAUUUUAAAGGUCGACAGUUUUUCUUUUGCUUUUUUGUAAUUUGAAAACACUGUCAUUGUUAAUAGUUUUCUAAGGAGCUAAGAUUUGCAUGAGUGUCUUGUUUGGUACAAUCUGUGUGGAAAAUUUUAAAUGUACCUAACCACAUGCCAUUGAUUAUGAUUAAAGCAUCUUUAGUUAAUCCAAAAAUGGACCCACAUUCGAAAUUGAAUAUUUUGAAAAAUUUAAGUUUAAUGGACUGUUUCAUAAAAAGCCACAAUGCUAACAUAGUUUUUCCCCAUUGCACAGGUUAUAUUCACAUACAUUUGUUGUUAAAGGUCUCUCUCUCUCUCUCUCUCUCUCUCUCUCUCUCUUUCUUUCUGGUUGACAUUUUGGAAGAAGUGGCUUUUAGUGUAAAAUAAUUGUGACU
Molecule: messenger RNA, 4198 nt
Organism: Xyrauchen texanus (razorback sucker)
Lineage: Eukaryota; Metazoa; Chordata; Actinopteri; Cypriniformes; Catostomidae
Product: VPS10 domain-containing receptor SorCS3-like
Exons: 27
Coding region: 1-3738 (1245 amino acids)
Cellular component (GO): membrane
Molecular function (GO): protein binding
Source: RefSeq, a predicted model, not a curated record